Messenger RNA from Camellia sinensis, 3585 nucleotides. NCBI's taxonomy places the organism in Eukaryota, Viridiplantae, Streptophyta, Magnoliopsida, Ericales, Theaceae. The record is from RefSeq and is a predicted model, not a curated record.
UGAACUUUCUGGGUCAUAGCAUUUUCCUAUUAUGAAACCUUUCUUUUGAUACGAUACAUCUCAACUUGGGUCAAAUUGGCAAAGCAAAUUGCUAUUUUGAGAGCUUACUUUGAUUUGAAUCCAGAUAGCUAGCAAGUCACCAUGGCUGUGCCAUUUCUUCCAUUUGUGCUUCAAAAUCUUAACACCUUGAUCCAAAAUGAGGUGGGAUUGCUUUCUGGAGUAAACAAGGAGAUGAAAAAGCUUUCAAGCACUCUCUCCACCAUCCAGGAUGUCCUUGAAGAUGCAGAGCAAAAGCAACUGCAAGACAAACAUAUACAGAAUUGGUUGAAAGAGCUCAAUGAUGCAGCCUACGAGGCAGAUGACAUCUUGGAUGAGUGCGCAACCGAAGCCCUCCAAUGCGAAUCAAAAGGCCAAGGUUAUGGUUCUCUCAAGAAGGUAAGAACCUCUUUGUUAACUUGUUAUCCUCUUCAGAAUAUUCUGUUUCGUCACAAAAUAGGGAAUAGAAUAAAAGAGGUAACUGAGAAAUUUGAUGAAAUUGCUGCUAAGCGUAAAUUUCACUUGAACGUGGGAGAUGUGGGGACUCGAGUUUUAUAUGAUGAAAGCCGUGAAACCAGCUCCUUGAUAACUCAGCCAGAACUCUAUGGAAGAGGUGAAGAAAAAGAAGAGAUUGUGACAGUUUUGGUUGAGAAUGUACGUGAUAUCGAUGCUGUUUCUGUGUAUCCUAUACUUGGUAUAGGAGGGCUCGGAAAGACAACUCUCGCGCAAAUGGUCUUUAACGAUGACAGGGUGAAAGGCCACUUUGAACCUAAAAUUUGGGUUUAUGUUUCUCAGGAUUUUAAUUUGAAAAGGGUGAUAAAAGAAACAAUAAAAUCUGCAUCUGGAGAAGUUUCUCAAGACUUGGAUCUUGGUUCUCUGCAGAGAACCCUUCAAGACAAGCUGAAUGGGAGAAGGUACCUGAUUGUAUUCGAUGAUGUGUGGGACGAAGAUCAAGAGAAGUGGGAUGGGCUUAAGUAUUUACUAGCAUGUGGAUCAAAAGGUGCUUCCGUUAUCGUCACUACUCGUGUUGAUAAGGUAGCAUCAAUCAUGGGAACUAUUUCAGCGCCUCGCUUGUCAUUUUUAUCCCAAGAAAAUUGUUGGUUGUUGUUCAGGCAACGAGCAUUUGGACGUGGAAAUGAAGAACAUCCAAACCUUGUGGCCAUCGGGAAGGAGAUAGUGAAGAAGUGUGGCGGUGUGCCUUUAGCUGCGAAGGCCCUCGGAGGGCUAAUGCGCUUCAAAAGUCAGGAAAAAGAGUGGCUUCAUGUUAAGGAAAGUGAAGUUUGGAACUUACCUGAGGACAAAAAUUCCGUCUUGCCUGCCUUAAGAUUAAGUUACUUUUAUCUUCCAUUGGAAUCAAGAAAAUGUUUUGCUUAUUGUGCCAUUUUCCCAAAGGGUUCUGAAAUUCGAAAGAGAGACCUAAUUCAUCUUUGGAUGGCUAAUGGCUAUAUUUCAUGCAAAGGAGGAUGGGAACCAGAAGAUAUUGGUGAUCAGAUUUGGAAUGAAUUAUGUUUGAUAUCUUUUUUCCAAGUGGUGAAGAACUAUAAAGCCAACAUAUGUUUCGAGAUGCAUGAUCUUGUGCACGAUCUUGCCCAAUCAAUUAUGAAAGAUGAAUGUGAAAUGAUCGAGUUUAACAGUUCAAGUAAUAUAUCCAAUGAAAAAGUUCGUCAUGUAACGUUGGUUGUUGGGCCUGGGGAAAAUUUUAAUAAGACAUUUCGCAAAGUUGAAUCCUUACGGACAUUACGACUGCAAUGUCCACGAACUUUCUCAUUAGAAGAUGACGAGUUUUUGUGUGAUCUCAGAAAGUUUGGUUCACUGCGAGCUUUUGAUGCAGCAGCUAGAGGAAUGAAGGAGUUGCCAUCUUCAAUUGGCAACUUAAAACAUCUGAGGUAUUUGAACCUUUACUAUGGUCUUAUCAAUCAACUUCCUGAUUCAAUUUGCAGUCUCUUGAAUUUGCAAACAUUAAUUCUAGACUACUGUGAGGAUCUUGAGAGAUUGCCCCAGAACAUGAUGUACCUGAGAAGUCUCCGACAUCUUUAUCUGUUAAAUUGCCCGUUAAUUGAGAUGCCCCCAAAAAUUGGGCAGCUAACUAACCUGAAGACAUUAACUGAAUUUGUUGUGGGUAAGAGCACUGAUUGUAGUCUCCUAGCUGAAUUGAAAUGCUUAAACCUUGGAGGACAACUUUGUAUCAAGCACCUUGAGAGAGUGAGCUAUCCGUUGGAUGGAAAAGAAGCCAUUUUAGUGGGAAAGCAAAAUCUUAGUCAGUUGCAACUAAUUUGGGAAUAUGGUUUGGCUGAGUGUGAGUCACAAGAAAAUGUUGAAUCUGAAGCACAGGAAAAUGUUAAAUCUGAACUAGUACUUGAAGCCCUUCAACCUCAUCCAAACCUAAAGGAGUUGGGCAUAACAGGGUAUGAAGGUACUCGAUUCCCGCUCUGGAUGAGGGGUUCAUGUCUUCAAAAUGUAGUUAAAAUCGAGCUCUCCCGGUGCAACUGCUUACAACUUCCACCGCUUGGACAACUACCUUUGCUACAAAGCCUUCGAAUUCAUGAAAUGGAUAAAGUAGUGGAGUGUAUUGAAAACGAAUAUCCUUGCGGUCGAGGAUUCCCAUCUUUGGAAGAACUCGAUGUUUACAAUUGUCCGAAAUUGGACGGUUUGUCAAGGGACGAGGGAAGAGAGUUGUUCCCUCGUCUUCGUAUGAUAGCAAUUGGUUAUUGUCCUAAAUUGAGCUUCCCGCAUCUUUCGUCUCCCAAAGAAUUGUUUUUGAGGGGCAAGUGCACCAUGGUACUAAAUUCAAUAUCAAAUCUUAAUAGUCUCACUUCCCUUGCUAUUGUUGAUGAUAAAGAGACGGUUUGUUUUCCAAAAGAGUUUCUGAGGAAUCUUACUCUUCUUGAGUCACUAUUGAUUUCGGAUUGGCGAGAGCUUAAAGUGUUGCCUGAGGAACUUGCAAGCCUUGUCAGAUUGAAGUCAUUGACGAUCGAAAAAUGUCGAAAGCUUGAGUCUUUGCCAGAGGAAGUGCUAGGAGGCCUUGAAUCUCUUCAAUCGUUGUGCAUUUAUAGAUGCACGAAGAUUACAUCGCUUCCGGCGAGUAUUCAAAGCCUUACCAAACUCCAACGCAUACAAAUUAACUUUUGCAGUCGUGAACUGGAAAGGCGAUGUGAGAAGGGAAAGGGGAAGGAUUGGUAUAAGAUCGCGCACAUACCAGAAGUCUCUAUUGAUAAGGCUUGGUUCCCAUGAUCUCGAGAGCUCAUUGAGUCCUCCAUGAUUCAGAGAUUGUGCUGCCAUGCUCUUGGGUCAUGAUGGCUGCUGCUAGUAUUUAAGUGGCCGUGGCAUCGGAUGCAUUGUUGGUGGGAAGGUUUUGGGCUGUUUAUAGGUUGGAGGCUAUCUAAUAGGAGGUGGAUCGUGUCAGUUGUUUUGUUAUCUGACUCUAUUGUGUUAGUUUCUCUUUUGCAAAAUAGAGGUUAAAUACUGACCUUAUUUGUCAUUGUGUAAUAAUGUUAAUGGCAGUGGAUACUGGAAGCUCUAGCCUGCUAUAUGACCUUUUUUUGUGCUUUU